Messenger RNA from Ustilaginoidea virens, 1647 nucleotides. RefSeq lists its product as uncharacterized. The record is from RefSeq and is a predicted model, not a curated record. Lineage: Eukaryota; Fungi; Ascomycota; Sordariomycetes; Hypocreales; Clavicipitaceae. Gene Ontology annotation, molecular function: transmembrane transporter activity. Gene Ontology annotation, biological process: transmembrane transport. The transcript has 3 exons. The coding region runs from base 1 to 1647 and encodes 548 amino acids.
AUGGCUCGACGGCCGGAGCAAGAUGGUCCGGUCUCUGAGUCAACCCAGGAUCCCUCGACAACAGAUGCCGGAAAGGAGUUCCAAAUACCCUUGACGCGCUUCUGGACUCUGUGUGCCGGCGUGUGUCUGGGUCUGUUCCUUGCCAUGAUAGACACUUCCAUCGUAGCAACGAGCCUAUACAACAUCGGAAGCGAGUUUAACGAUGUCGGAAAUGUCAAUUGGGUAGCGCUCUCAUAUACCCUUGCUUACAUGGGAUUUGCUGUGGUAUUUGCCCGCAUUUCUGACAUUGUUGGCCGCCGGGACGCCUUUGUCGUGGCCUCCGUUCUCUUCGUCGCCUUCUCGCUUGCCUGUGGAUGGGCGCAGAAGAUGCAUCAGCUCAUUGCCUUCCGAACAGUCCAAGGAAUCGGCGGCUCCGGCCUCUACUCGCUGGCCAUGAUCAUGCUGCCGGAGAUGAGCCCCAACCACCUGAAGCAAUACAUCGGGGCCAUGGUUGGGGUAGUCAUUGUCAUGGCCGGUGUGUUGGGUCCCAUCCUCGGAGGUCUCCUGACUAACUACACCACCUGGAGAUGGGUUUUCUGGAUCAAUGGACCCGUUGGCGCUCUCUCUCUCGCCACAUUCCUUUCAAGCUGGCCGGUACGAGAGCAACGCCCUCGACUCCAGAAGCACUCGUGGAAGCAGCUGGACCUAGUGGGCUCGUUUCUCACCAUUGCCGCAACGGUACUGGUGGUGUUUGCUUUCCAGGAUGCCGGGGUUACCUCGGGCGGCUCUUCUUCCUGGCAAGGAAACAACUGGCAAUCAGCCGUGUUUGUUGCUCCGCUUGUCGCGGGCACUCUGUGCUGGGUUGCUCUCGUUGCUUGGGAAAGCAUGGUUGAACGUCGGCUCGCAUCUCGCUGCUCUCCCGUCUUCCCCAUGCGGCUUUUCCAGCACAGCACCUACACGUCUGGUGUUGUCAACACCUUGCUCCUCGGGUUCCCGUACCUGCUCCUGAUCUAUGUGGUCCCCUUGAGGAUACAGGUUGUUGGGGGCAAGUCGGCACUACUGGCCGGCGUCAUGUUACUGCCCAUGCUCGUGACGGUGGCCCUUGGAAGCAUCGUCAGCGGCGCAGUCAACUCGAGGAAACAGUUGAUUAUGGAAACACUCGUUGCCGGCUCAUGCUUGAUGCUCUUGGGCUGUGGCGUGCUUACCACCUUGUCGGUUGAGGGACUGGACGCGGCCAAACUGAUGGGCUUCCUCACCUUUUGCGGCCUUGGCUUCGGCCUUGCCAUCUCGUCUUCCACCAUGAUAGCGUCUCUCGAGAUUGCACCAAAGGACUACGCAUCGGCGCAAGGUAUCGUUGCUCAAAUGCGCAUGUUCGGAGGUAGCUUGGGCAUUGCAGCCUCCACAGCCAUCCUGCGAGCCGGAAUGGACGGCAUCCCAUCCCGCAUGUCCAAACGACAGACUCAAACAAUGGCAGAGCAGCAAAACGCAAGACUGAGAUAUGCCGAAGCAUUUCGAACAGACAUGAUUGUUGCGACUGCCAUGUCAGGCGUGGCAGCAGUCGCAUCGGCCAUUGCAUUGUGGCAAAGCCGGAAACGAACACCACGUCAAACAGGCGAGAGAAGAGGGCCUAGAUUUUUGUCUCGAUGUUUUUCUUUCUUCCUAGACUAG